CAUCUCAGCGUCAGUGUGGCCCAAAGCACAGUGCGAGGUGGAGGUAGAAGAGGAGAGAACUUUUGGACUUGAGUAACAAGUCAGUUGUGCUCGUGUUGUUGAACCUGACUCACUGCCUCAUCUCCACACGCGCAGAAUCAACUUAAAUUACCUUUUUAAAUCAAAAGUAAAAAUGUGAUUGUUAUUAUCCAGUGUAUUUUGGUAUUACCAUCAUUAUCGCCAUGACCAGAUUAUAUUAUAAUAACAUUUGGUUAUUGGUGUUGUGUGCGUGUUGGUGUUUGGUUGUUGCGGUCCCGUCCCCGGCGACCACUUCGAGACAAUGUGAACCGAUUCGGAUUGAACUCUGCCAGAAUCUCGGAUACAACUCGACGCGAAUGCCCAAUUUGGGAGGGAAUGAACUGCAGCAGGAAGCUGAAUAUAUCUUGAAGUCUUUCAACCCUCUGAUUGAGUACGGAUGCAGCGCGCAGCUGAAGCUUUUCUUAUGCAGCAUCUACGCGCCGAUGUGUACCGAAAAGGUGCCCACGCCGAUUGGGCCAUGUCGGUCCCUCUGCGAGAAUGUUAAGCGGUUGUGUUUUCCUGUUCUUGAAGGUUUUGGUUUCGGUUGGCCUGACGCCCUAAACUGCUCCCGUUUCCCAAAAGAAAACAACCACGAGCAUAUGUGUAUGGAAGGCCCUGGAGGGGGUUCCAAACCCCCAGAAACUGACCCCAAGGAAGACGUAACCAUGACAAAACCACACUGGAUGACAACCAAUCAACAACAAUGUAAAGAUGGUUACGUCAAUCUCCGAGAAGUCAUCGGUAGACCUCUGAUGCCAACCAAUAAUGGCGGCGGCUGCAUUGCAAUCUGUGACAGCUCCUUGCUCUUUGACGCUGCUGAUAAAAAAUUCGCAGAGGUGUGGGUGACAGUCUGGGCGGUCAUCUGCUUAGUUUUCAGCCUGGCGUCAGCUAUCACUUUGUGUAUUGGAGGCGGCAGGGUCCGCAUUCGUCCUUUGAUGGCGCUGGCGUUAUGUUACUGCUGCGUUGCGACGGGAUGGAUGAUCCGUAUAGUUGCUGGGAGGUAUUCAAUCGGUUGCAGGUAUCAACUGAGUGAAGAACUUGAAGAUGUCGGAGGCGGUGAUUAUGUGGUUGUACAGGAUAGUGGAAUAACUGGGAAUGCAAAGUGCACGCUGGUGUUCUUUUUGAUUUAUUAUUUUGGAAUGGCUGCGAAUGCAUGGUGGGUGGCUUUAUGUAUUUGGUGGUUAUCAAAAGCGGCAUUUGAUUGGUCCACUGAACGCAUGCGUAAUGUAUCAACGCUUCUACACGUGUUUGCUUGGGGUGUACCAGCGAUCCAGACUGUUUUUGUUAUUUUAUUGAACAAAAUUGAUUCGGAUGAACUUACAGGCGUUUGUAACGUUGGGAAUCGUUCGCUUUCGUCUCUUCUGUAUUUUGGGCUCGUUCCACAAGCUUUCUACUUGUUUCUAGGCAUAAAAGUGCUUUUCAUCGGUUGUUAUAAGAUUCUAACACGCCCCUUGCCAAUUCCCGCCCCUAUAUCCGCCUUAACCACGCCUCUGACUCCGCUUACAUUGCACUCCGCCCACUCACGACGUUCAGAAAAGAACAAAGACAGUGAUUUAUUGGGUGCUCUUGCUUGUGUGUAUGUUAUUCCAAUGGCGUCUGUUCUUGGUUGCCUAUGUUACGAAUACAACCACCGUUUGUUCCUACAAGUCACACCAGAUGGCCUGAAUAAUGGCAAAACACGUGCACAACUAUCAAUCUUCCUCCUGAAGCAUUUAAUGUCACUAUUCAUCGGUGUAUCAAGUGUAUUCUGGCUGUGGUCUUCAAAGAGUGUCGUUGCAUGGCGGACAACAUUACAACGCGUAAUGCCGAAACGCCUUCAGAAGCAACUCCCACUGACAAACACCAAUAUGCCUAAUAUACACGGGGCAGGGCAACAGAUGGCACUGCAAGUACGUGCAUCGUCAGUGGCGACGCCUGUAGGACGGAGUCAAAGCCACAAUCGAACAUUAAGUACUUCUUUAAGUACUACACUGAGUACAACUGCGGGGAGUAGGCAGAGCAAUCGACGGAGGGAUUACUAUCACAGGAGGAAUUAAAACUAAAAGUAAAAAGAGAACAAUGUAAUUAUAGACAUACACAGAAACCUGAUUAUUUAUUUAGAAAACGGAGAGACAAAAGAGUUGAUAGACAUUAGUGGGAUGAAUGUUGUGAGGAGGGUAGAGUAUAUAUAAGGAAACAAAUGCAUCCUCGCUUGGAGUUAUUCGGAAUUAUGUAUUACUAUUUUAGUGUAUAGUGUUAUGAUCGGUGCCAUUGCUUUAAUUUAUGAUUUAUGUUUAUUUAUACGAUGAAUAAAUGUCAUUUUCUUAUUUUUUAGAA
Molecule: messenger RNA, 2373 nt
Organism: Dalotia coriaria
Lineage: Eukaryota; Metazoa; Arthropoda; Insecta; Coleoptera; Staphylinidae
Product: frizzled-4-like
Exons: 4
Coding region: 222-2093 (623 amino acids)
Biological process (GO): canonical Wnt signaling pathway; non-canonical Wnt signaling pathway
Cellular component (GO): plasma membrane
Molecular function (GO): Wnt receptor activity; Wnt-protein binding
Source: RefSeq, a predicted model, not a curated record